Messenger RNA from Neospora caninum, 1230 nucleotides. Its product is annotated as putative vacuolar ATP synthase subunit c. The coding region runs from base 1 to 1230 and encodes 409 amino acids. The transcript has a single exon. NCBI's taxonomy places the organism in Eukaryota, Apicomplexa, Conoidasida, Eucoccidiorida, Sarcocystidae. The record is from RefSeq and is a predicted model, not a curated record. Gene Ontology annotation, biological process: proton transmembrane transport. Gene Ontology annotation, molecular function: proton-transporting ATPase activity, rotational mechanism. Gene Ontology annotation, cellular component: vacuolar proton-transporting V-type ATPase, V1 domain.
AUGUUGGGGACAGGGCCCUCGCCGGGGGAGGGAGGCUCUCGGACGUCUCCGUACUGGAUUGUGGCGUGCAACACGGACGAGUCGCACAGCGCAGAGCAGAUCUUUAGCUCAUUGAAGCGCGCGGUUCUGGGUCCGCGCAACGCGUUGUGCGAUGAGGCGUGUCUGCUGGACAUUCCGCACCUCAAGUUUGGGACUUUCGACGACUUGAUUCGGUCGGUGGACAUCUUGCAGAAACAGGACGCGUACGUAGAGAGCGUGAUUCGGCGGAUCGAGCGGCAGGCCCUCGAGAUUGAUCCGGACUGCGAGUUGAAGGUUGUGUGGCAGCGACACUCUCUGACGGUGGACCAGUACAUUCGGCGUUUCCAGUGGGACGACGCCAAGUAUCCGCGUCUCCGGGCGAUCUCCGAGAACCUCGACACUCUCGUCCAGUCUGUGACGAAGACGGACGACGAGGUGCGCGCCAAAGUCGCCGUCUGGCAAGAAGUUCGCCAGCAAAUGGCCAACACGGCGGCGGGGAAGAAGACGGGGCCGGUGAACUACUUUCAGCGCGACUUGAUUGACGUCUUGUCACCGGAAACCGUGCGCGAAGACGACUUCUUGAACACGGAACACCUCACGACUGCCGUCGUUGUUGUGCCUCGCGGCCACGAGCGCGAGUGGGAACAGACGUACGAGAGCCUCGACGCGUUCGUGGUCCCGCGGAGCUCGCGGAAGUUCAACGUCGCGGAGGACGCGGACGGGAACGCGCUCUGGCGGGUCAUCCUGUUCACCUCGCACGUGCCCGCCUUCCGACAAGCCGCGCAGGCGAAGAAGUUCAUCGUGCGCGACUUCAAGUACAGCGAACAGACCUACAGAGAGACCGUGCUCGCGCGGUCCCGCGUCGAAGCCGAGAAAACCAAGCAAGAAACCUUUUUGAGUCGCGUCUGCUUCGCCGCCUUCUCCGACAUCUUCGUCGCCUGGAUGCAUCUCAAGGUCAUGCGCACCUUCUGCGAGGCCAUUCUCCGCUUCGGCGUCCCGCCGGAGUUCGCCGCCUUCGUCCUGCGCCCCGUCAGCGAAGCCAAGGAGAAGAAACUCCGCUCUGAACUGGAUAAACUGUUCUCGCCGAAAGGCGGCUUCGGAAACAGCUACUUCACCGGGGGAAAAGACGACCCCGGCAGCGACGAUGAAGACUUCUUCCCGUACAUUUGGCUGUCGCUGCAGCCCUUUGGCACGCACCGCAGUUCGGCCUGA